Molecule: messenger RNA, 1543 nt
Organism: Onychostoma macrolepis
Lineage: Eukaryota; Metazoa; Chordata; Actinopteri; Cypriniformes; Cyprinidae
Gene: lhfpl5b
Product: LHFPL tetraspan subfamily member 5b
Exons: 3
Coding region: 1-771 (256 amino acids)
Biological process (GO): sensory perception of sound; detection of mechanical stimulus involved in sensory perception
Cellular component (GO): plasma membrane
Source: RefSeq, a predicted model, not a curated record
AUGGCGAAUGAGAAGAUGCUUCCAGCCCAAGAGGCUGCCAAAAUCUACCACACCAAUUAUGUGAGAAAUGCCAGGGCCAUCGGCGUCCUGUGGGCUGUUUUCACCAUAUUCUUCGCCAUCAUAACGGUGGUGGUCUUCAUUCAGCCCUACUGGAUCGGUGACAGUGUUAACACGCCGCAGGCUGGAUACUUUGGGCUUUUUCACUACUGUAUUGGCAACCCCAUCACCUCCGAAUUGGUCUGUAAAGGAAGUGUGUUUGAUUUUGGUUCGAUCCCCUCUGGGGCUUUCAGGACUGCUAUGUUUUUUGUAGGCACCUCAAUGCUCCUUAUUGUGGGCACCAUUGUGUGCUUGGGUCUUUUCUUCUUCUGCAACUCCGCAAGUGUGUAUAAGAUAUGCGCAUGGAUGCAAACAUCUUCAGCUGUGUUGAUGGUGAUGGGUUGUAUGAUUUAUCCGGACGGCUGGGAUGCUCCGGAGGUAAAGCGGAUGUGUGGCGAGAGGACGGACAAGUACACGCUGGGGAACUGCACCGUUCGGUGGGCCUAUAUUCUAGGCAUUAUCAGCAUCCUGGACGCAGCGUUACUGGCACUGCUUGCCUUCACUCUGGGCAACCGGCAAGACAAACUGCUGCCAGAUGACUUCGAGGUGGAGAAUAAAUCAUACGUACAACACACACUCACAAAUGUUUUUCUCCCCCUCCCCCCAUAUCACUUUUGGUGGCCCUUGACAGUUACUCACUUUAUGUGGAAGCUUCUUGUACACAAAAUGUACUGACCAUGAGUGAGAAGACUUCAGCUCUUUAAAAUCUAAUCUGAGACAGACAAGAUCAAAACCUACUGAACUAAUAAACACACAAACACACACAAAAGACACUUGUAUAGUUGGGAGAAACACAGAAGUGUGGCGAAUCUUGACGCAGAACAGAACAUCUUAAUUUAUACUCUACAGUCAUAAAGGUAAACCAAACAAUUCCCUUUCCAUAAACCACCAUUCCUUUCCCACUCAGAAAACUAUGAGUAACAAAAUGAUCUCUUGUACAUUGCACUGCAGUCUGGGUCAUCGGUGCUCAGGAGGAUUGGACUGCAUCUCAUGUUAGUACUGCAAAAAAACAGACUUCCAUCUUAAUUUUUAACGACUCCAGAAAAUACCCCAGGUACCUAAACAGGCGCCUCCUAGGUCUAAAUUUCAUCCUUUGCCAAAAUAACAGGGACGGCAGUGGGAGCAAGGCGGGUGUAAUCCUCACGAACAAAAAAAAAGAAAAAAGAAAGUAGAAGAAAGCAUCUAGAACAAAAACAGACAGGUUUACUAUUCCUCUGGUGAGCCAAGCAAAUGAGAUCACUCAGAUUAACAGAAGAAAAAUAACUACGCCGAUAUGCUCUAUAAACUGGAAAGUGAUCUGUUGCAGUCUCUAGAGUUCAGGGAGAGAUGGCCUGAAGUAUGUGCAGUGACAGCAAGAGGCCACUAGACGGCAAGCCAAGGGUGUCGCAGACAGUCUGCAGCAGUGGCUCUUUUCUCUGGCAGGAGCUCCAGCAUUGGAAUCAGGAAA